This is a messenger RNA of Prorocentrum cordatum, 1377 nucleotides long. The record is from the annotation of a GenBank genome assembly. NCBI's taxonomy places the organism in Eukaryota, Dinophyceae, Prorocentrales, Prorocentraceae.
AUGGAAUUCCGGGCGCAGCCGAACGGGCGCAUCGACCGCGCCCCUGCCAGAUGGGAGACCGCCAAGGCAAGGCGGGGCUAUCUUGGGCAGGCCGUCGGUUGCCCUGAGGCUGGUGGAGGAGCGCCCCCCGUGACCCUGCAGCGCCGCGCCGCCCUGGCGAGCCUCGCGGGCUUUGCGGUGCACGAGACCGUGGCGAGCCCUCUGCUGGCCGCGGUCGGCGCCCAAGCAGCUGGCCUGGGCCUUGGCGAGGACCUGGAAGCCCUGGCGUCCAAGGCCGCGCCGUGGUUGGAGGCCCUUGGCGCCGAGCUCCAGGCAGGUGCCGAGGCGGCACCGCAGGAGAAGCUGCCGCACCGCUCGGUGGUGGCGGCAUGCGGCGCGAGGUGCCAGAAGAAGGCCGUGUGCGGGCAAGCAGCCUGCGGCGAGGCCGUGUGCGACAUGGAUAAGCUGAUCGACCUCGGCCCUGGCGCGGACGAGUUCGGGGAGGUGGUUGGUGUGUUGCCCAUCGACAUGUCGUUGCCCGCCACGGCCGUGCCCAGGGACCAGAUCGACGCCAAGCCGCGCCUCGGGCGAGCGGCGCCCGGGACUGGCGGCCGCCGCAGGGCGAGGCUGGAGCCUUGCAGCGUGGCGCCGCUGGCUGGGCCCGUCCAGAAGCUGCUGCGCCCUGCGCCCGCCGACGAGUCCCAGGCCAGCACGGAAGCGCUGGAGGGCUACAACGACGAUCUCGUGCCCGUGAUGCGGACGAGGGAGGCCAGCCGCAGCAAGGAGGGCGCCUCGGGCAAGUAUUUCUGCGGGCGCUUCUUGCCGCGCGACCCCGUUCUCAGCCUCGACGUGCCCUGUGGCCCGAAGCACCAGUGCGCGUCGUGCAGGCGGUUCCAGGAAUGGUGGGACCGCUGCGUGGGGGAGCAUUUGGAGUCCCUUGAGCCCUACGGUGUUGCAGCUGCGGAGCCUCUUCACCAGAGUUUCCCCAGCAGAGCUCGCGAAGGCGACGACGCCACCGAGAUCGAGCCGCACGCUGGCAGGGUGAGCGCGUCGACUGAGGCGUGCGAGAUCGGCGGGGUGGCGCUGACCUUCCGCGCGGCGGGCGGCGAGCCUCGGACCGCGGUCUUCGGCGGCGCCGGGGCCGAGCAGUCGCUGGGCCUGCGGUUCGCGCCGGGCCCGCCCUGCGUCGUGACGAGCGUCGCCCCCGACAGCCGCGCGGAGGCGCUAGGCAUACAAGCUGGCUGGGCGUUGAUCGAGGUGAGUGGCAUGAACGUGUCGGACGCGAACGCGGGGCGCGUGUACACUCUGCUGAGACUGGCGCUGGAGGGCGGCCGCCGCGAGCCCGCCGCGCGGCGGGCGGGGCUAGGCGUGCUCGUCCCGCCGAGCUCCCUCCACUGA